Toxotes jaculatrix (banded archerfish) is the source of this 2526-nucleotide messenger RNA. It is a transcript of the gene pdha1b, whose product is annotated as pyruvate dehydrogenase E1 subunit alpha 1b. The transcript is spliced from 13 exons. Lineage: Eukaryota; Metazoa; Chordata; Actinopteri; Toxotidae. The record is from RefSeq and is a predicted model, not a curated record. Gene Ontology annotation, biological process: pyruvate decarboxylation to acetyl-CoA. Gene Ontology annotation, cellular component: intracellular membrane-bounded organelle. Bases 97 to 1455 code for a protein of 452 amino acids. Gene Ontology annotation, molecular function: pyruvate dehydrogenase (acetyl-transferring) activity.
UCAUUUCGCGGACGGACACUAACAAAGGAUUUAGCAGCUAGCUGCUUAAAAUAUCCGCUAUUUAAUCCUUUCAGAUUCCGGUCGUCGCACAGUAGCAUGCAAAAUAUGAUAACCAUCAUCUCUAACGCUCUUUGUCGGAUCACCGGCAGGAAUGUGGGAGCCCAAACAGUGUCCGAGUUGCUGAUUGACCUGUCAGAGUACGUCAAUCUAACCUCGCCGGCGGCGCCCGCCUUGGCACAGACCCAGCGGCAACCACCCAAACCACCACCAGUCAGUACUAGAGCAUCUGUCGCACAGUUAGUUAGCUGCCAGACUGACCCACUAGACACACCAGGUGCCAGAGUCGUGGUCUCCCGCUCCUUCGCUGACUUCACCCCUCAGGCGACCUUUGACAUCAAGAAAUGCGACCUGCACCGUCUGGAGGAUGGUCCUCCGGUGAAGGCGGAGCUGACUCGGGAGCAGGGCCUGCAGUAUUACCGCACCAUGCAGACUGUGAGACGCAUGGAGCUCAAAGCUGACCAGCUGUACAAACAGAAGAUCAUCAGAGGCUUCUGUCACCUGUAUGAUGGACAGGAAGCUUGUGCUGCAGGCAUCGAGGCAGCCAUCAACCCCUCUGAUCAUCUGAUCACAGCUUACCGCGCCCACGGAUACACGUACACCCGCGGCGUGUCCGUUAAAGAGAUCCUGGCGGAGCUCACAGGUCGUAAAGGCGGUGUGGCCAAAGGCAAAGGAGGUUCCAUGCACAUGUACGCCCCGCAUUUCUAUGGCGGCAACGGCAUCGUGGGAGCACAGGUUCCUUUGGGAGCCGGCAUCGCUCUGGCCUGCCAGUACCAAGGCAACAAUCAGGUCUGUGUCACGCUCUACGGAGACGGAGCAGCCAAUCAGGGCCAGCUCUUUGAGUCUUUCAACAUGGCCGCCCUGUGGAAGCUGCCGUGCAUUUUCAUCUGCGAGAACAACAAGUACGGCAUGGGGACGUCGGUGGAGAGAGCGUCUGCCAGCACCGACUACUACAAGAGAGGAGACUUCAUACCAGGAAUCAGAGUUGACGGGAUGGAUGUCCUGUGUGUCAGGGAGGCCGCCAAGUUUGCCGCCGAUCACUGCAGAGCUGGAAAGGGUCCCAUUAUAAUGGAGCUGCAGACCUACCGCUACCAUGGGCACAGCAUGAGUGACCCGGGAGUCAGCUACCGCACGCGUGAGGAGAUCCAGGAGGUUCGCAGCAAGAGCGACCCCAUCUCCAUGCUGAAAGAGCGCAUGCUCAGCAACAACAUGGCGUCUGCAGAGGAGUUCAAGGUAAUUGACAUCGAGAUCCGAAAGGAGGUGGAGGACGCGGCUCAGUUUGCCACGUCAGACCCAGAGCCGCCGCUGGAGGAGCUGUGCAACCACAUCUUCUGCAACGACACGCCGCUGGAGGUCCGCGGGACGCACCCCUGGGCCAAACUCAAGUCCAUCAGCUAGAAACAAAUACACACACAUAUAUACACACACCAAUCUUUGAACCUUCAAAGGUAGAGUGUCCUCUCUAGUACUAAACAAAGCCCCUUCACUGCACCAGAAACGUUCAGCACCUCCUUUCUCAACUUUAGAUCUCAGCGUUCUGCACCUUAAUGGGACUCAGCUUUGACCUGUUAUUUAUUUAUAGUUUUAUAUAGAAUUAUUUAAGAUUCUCUGUUUGUCUGUAUGUUUAAUCUGCUCGAUCCUGCCGUGCGUCUGACCAGUCUGUGGACGUUGCACUAUCAUCAUGACAGAGAGGUUUGACAGUGAGAACGCGACUGUGUGAGAAGAUGAGCCAUUCCUCUGAGUGCACUGUGUGCACUUUACAGGCGACUUUACAGGUUUGAAAUCCUGCAGAGCUGCACAAUAUACGCACAAAAGUCAGGUUUCACAUUUUAAACUUUGUUUUCCCAGUGUGGUGGUGUUCCCUCCAUGUUUAUCCAGCAUUUUUUAAGCUUUUAAAUGUUCAGAAACAUGUCUGAAAGUCUCCUUCCUCCAGGAAAUCACUUACAGCCUCUGAGAUACUCUGUUGAAGUGUAAUGUCACCGUUUCUUUAAACAGUCACUUGCUGAGUUUUUUGGACUCUUUCUCAGAGUGAAACCAUCUUUUAAAACACACUACAGGGCGAGAUGAGCCAUGACUUUAAACGUAUGUAUGUGUAUUUAUUGAGUUAAAAGAAUUUACGGUGUGAUGUGAGUUUUAAAACAAUUAAGGUCAUCCAAUAUUUUAACCAGUAAUGGUGGCAAAUCAGGAAACAACUGACCUGAACCUCCAAACAUUAAUCAGAACCUGAUCGACCCAGAACGAUCUCUAUCUCCAGUCUAUUUGUUGGAUAUUAAAAAAAAAAGGAAACUUAAGUUUGGAAGAAUCCAGAAGCAGCUGGAUUUUCUGUUCCUCGUUUCAGGUUCUUCAUAACAAAGUUUACUGUUACCGACCAUGAAGCUUUCCUUUUACUGUCUCUGUGCAUGUUGAACUGAGAGAUUGUACGUCCAGUGUUUGGCUGUAAAAUAAACGCAUUAAAAAGAGUGAGUAGAG